Messenger RNA from Fundulus heteroclitus (mummichog), 1795 nucleotides. RefSeq names its product prolyl-tRNA synthetase 2, mitochondrial (gene pars2). Bases 185 to 1636 code for a protein of 483 amino acids. The transcript is spliced from 4 exons. Gene Ontology annotation, cellular component: cytoplasm; mitochondrion. Gene Ontology annotation, biological process: prolyl-tRNA aminoacylation. NCBI's taxonomy places the organism in Eukaryota, Metazoa, Chordata, Actinopteri, Cyprinodontiformes, Fundulidae. Gene Ontology annotation, molecular function: ATP binding; proline-tRNA ligase activity. The record is from RefSeq and is a predicted model, not a curated record.
GUUAACAGAGAAAACACAGCAGGGCGCAAUGUGACAAGGACUGUCCGUGUUUUUGUCAUUUUGUUUUAACACACUAGAAAUGCAGUUCUUUUUUCACUGAUUCCUUUCUUGGGUUUACCGCGAAGGAUCUGUCUGAAGGUUUUGUUUCCUGUCCUUGCGCUGCAGAAGCCUGAUUGGGUAUGUGAUGGAGCCAGCGGUGCAUCAGAUUUGGAAGAAAGGCUUUCACAGUCUCCACAGAUCUUUCAUUCUUCAUAAGCGACACCACUCUGGUCGGGCUGAGCAUGCAGACAUCCCUCCCUCUAACCACUGCGGACAUGUUGGGCCCGCGCUGCUGGUGUCCCGCCUCUAUCAGCCGUCGAACCUGCGGGAUUUGGGGCAGGACAGCCGGCUGCCGGGGGAGAUGUCCUGUAAGAGCCAGAGGCUAAUGCAGCAGGCAGGGCUCAUCCAUCCGUCGAACCCUGGCUGCUACUACUACCUGCCUGCCACUGUGCGCUCUAUGGAGAAGCUGGUGAGGGUGAUCGACCAGGAAAUGCAGGCGAUCAGUGGACAGAAGCUGGACAUGCCGAGUUUGUGCUCGGCUGACCUGUGGAAAACCAGUGAGCGCUGGGAUCUGAUGGGGAAGGAGCUGUUCCGUUUGAAGGACCGCCACGGUGCAGACUACUGCUUGGGUCCCACGCACGAAGAGGUCGUAACAACUCUGGUUGCUCACCAGACGACCCUCUCCUACAGACAGCUGCCUUUACUGCUUUACCAAAUCACCCGCAAGUUCAGAGACGAACCAAAGCCGAAGUUCGGCCUCCUGCGAGGGAGGGAGUUCUACAUGAAGGACAUGUACUCGUUUGACGUGAGCGAAGAAGCCGCUCGCGAGACGUACGACUCUGUCUGCGGGGCGUACGCUCGGCUCUUUGCCAGGUUAGGCCUGCGUUGCGUUCAAGUGCAGGCGGACACCGGAAACAUCGGCGGAACGCUCUCCCAUGAGUUCCAGCUGCCUGCAGACAUCGGCGAGGACCGGGUGCUGGUCUGUGGGAGCUGCUCCUUUGCUGCAAACACGGAGACUUUGUCUCCGGACAGAACAAACUGUCCACAGUGCAGCACUGGCACACUGGUGGAGUCGAAGGGAAUAGAAGUAGGUCACACGUUUUAUUUAGGUAAAAAGUACUCCCAGAUUUUCAAAGCCACUUUUAGUAAUCACCAGAACAAGCCUGAUGUCACUGAGAUGGGCUGCUAUGGUCUCGGAGUGACCCGCAUCCUCGCUGCGGCCAUUGAGGUGAUGUCAACAGAGGAGGCGAUCCGCUGGCCCGGACUCAUUGCCCCCUACCAGGUUUGUGUUUUACCCCCUAAGAAAGGAAGCAAGGCGGAUGAGGCGGCAGUCCAGGCAGAGCAGCUGGUUCACACCGUGGGACAGUUUCUUCCACGUUUGAGAGGGGAAGUUGUCCUCGACGACCGCACACAGAUGACCAUCGGGAAGAGACUUAAGGAUGCCGGCAGGCUGGGCUACCCGUACGUGGUCGUAGUGGGACAGGCGGCUCUGGAGGAAACGCCAAAGUUUGAGGUGAUUUGUCAGCAGACUGGUGAGACAAUGUUUCUCAGUAAAGAUGGACUGCUAGAUUUACUGGGAACAGUGGAGAUUGUAUGAAGAAAAGCUUUAAACUGGGUUGAACUAAAUGUCCAAAUUUUCUGUAUUUUUUUUUUUUUUUGUUAGCUACGAAUAUCCAAGACCUGCUGUUAAAACUGACUUCAUGAUAGACGGGGGAUAUUUGAAAGCAGUUGGUGAUUGCAAUAAAAUAAAUGUAAA